This is a messenger RNA of Chilo suppressalis (striped riceborer), 4111 nucleotides long. Lineage: Eukaryota; Metazoa; Arthropoda; Insecta; Lepidoptera; Crambidae. The record is from the annotation of a GenBank genome assembly.
CGUGGCGUCAUGGCGUGGCUGUAUGACAUUAUAAAAUAAUGCACACUUUGCUUUUGAAAAAAACGUGUAAAAACAAUUAAAAAGCGAAGGGUGCCUGCUUUGUUUACUUUAAUUUUGUUUAUUUUCAGUUUGAAGAAUAGUUUUUGUAUAUUUUAGUGUAGUAUUUUUAUUUAAGACAAUUUAUAAUGUCGGAGUCGGAGAGCCUAUCGAAGCGUAAAAAACUCGAUCCAGAGACCAAUUCUGUACCAUCAAAUGAAAUUGAAGAAUAUGAGGAGGUAGUGUUAGAAGAAUUCGAAGGCAGUGAAGAAGAAAACAAAUCUUUGAGCUGUGGAGUGUGUGACAAAAAAUUCUCAACAAUCGAAGCUCUCAACGGACACUCUAAAAUAGAACACUUUGUUAUAUAUAGAACAGAUGACACUGAAUCUGAGUAUGGAACCAUUGAAACUGGGGAACUUACUACAAUAGAAGCAACAUCAGUUCAGUUUGAGAGUGAUGACAAUGAUGAUGAAGCUGAAAUCUGUGAUAUAUGUUCCAAAAAAUUUGCAACAGAAACCGCUCUUCACAAUCACAUAAAAUUUGAACACAGUGAGGCGGAUACAAAUAUGUAUGUUGAUUCUCAGGAAAUUAUUGUAAAGGAAGAGCCAAGUUAUAUCGUGGAAGAAGAUGAAGUGCUUGUGGAUAAAGAAGAAGACAUUGAGGAUACUGCAGAGGAAACGAUAGGUUGCAGAAUAUGUCUGAAGAAGUUCUCGACUGUAGCGGCACUCAACAACCAUGCCAUGAUUGAUCACAUCGAAGUUUAUAACACUGGUGACUCCGAUGCCUGGACUUGUGAAUUGUCUGAACUUAAUGAGUACUAUAAGAAGUCGAGGGAUAGACCCACAAAUCCUUUACAAGAAGGUAGGGAUUUUCUAAAGAAGGAAGAUGUUUUGUCAGCGAUGGCUCCGGAGACUUUGACCAGUACUCUUGCCAAUACCAAUGUGCAUUAUGUCAUCAUGAAGCAUGAAGGUGGUGAAGAAAUGAAGAAGAAGAAAAGAAACUAUGUUCGCAUAUGUAAAAAAAGUGGCGAACAGGAGUCUCCUGAACACAACUGUCCUGAGUGCAAUCGAGUUUAUGAUACCAGGUCGAAAAUGAUGGAUCAUAUAAGGUACGCACAUCGCACUAAGACCAUAGUGUGCGAACUGUGCGGAAAGAAAUUUCUGACAACCAGCUUUCUGAAAUGCCACCAACGCAAACAUAGCGGCGAGAGGCCCUUCCUAUGUAACGGGUGUCCGCGCACAUUCAUCACCCUCGCACAGUUGAAACGCCACCACUUUCAACACCAUCAGUACAAACCACACCACUGCGAUGUCUGCGAGAAGAGGUUCUGCACCCCCAAGGAGUUAAAAGAACACAGAUCGUUUCAUAUAACUGGCAAACCCCAUGCGUGUGAUUUGUGCCCCAUGAAAUACAACCAGCAGCAGUCUCUUAUGAUCCACUAUGCCUUUGCUCACAAUGAACAACGGCCGCACCAGUGUCAGACAUGCGCGAAAUCUUUUGACAGCUUGCAUACCUUCAAGACUCACAUGUCCAUGAAUCACCCCGAGGAGUCGUUCUAUAGUUGUGAACAAUGUUCCAAGAAAUUCAACAAGGAGCAGGCGCUUAAGGCUCACGUUUUGUCGGCACAUGCGAACAACAAGCUUUACACGUGCAAGAUUUGUAGUAAAACAUUCAAUCAACUGCAUUCACUCCAAUUGCACAAACAGAAGGUACACCAGAACCCAAGGAAGAAAAGCAGAAACCACAAAGUCACCGUUGAGAAGACGUCUGAAGAUAAUUCUGAUGAAGCCAAUGAAACUAUUGAUGACUGAUUUGGUUUAUAAUUUAAAUAAUAUUUACUUUAUACAGGGUGUAAAAAAACCUAUAAGAAAAUCUAAAACGACGCAUUCUGUACACCCUAAUAAGUAAUAUUACAAAAUAUUCUGUGGGAAUCAUUUGUAUUUUUAAGUUAAACAAAAACACUUUUUUUCUAGUUCGCAAUGUAUACGCAAAGAAUGUGCCUGCGUGUAUGUGUGUGCGUGUGUGUAAGUACCUCGAUAAAAAGUGUCUAAAUAACGUUUUGAAAAUAUUAUUGCAUAAAUCUUAAAAAAAUUGUGACUGAUCUUUAAUACAUACACGCCGUGAAUAGGGUAUUUGACAGUGUUAAAAAACAAGUGCCAAACUGUUAGCAUCUGUGUUUAGAAUGAAUAUUGGCAGGGGUUUUUACUAUUUUUACAAAAAAAAUAUUCAUACUUUUACUAAAAAUCAACGAAAAACUGCCACGUGACCCAAAACGCUUGGGAUUGGCGGAGCCUAAAUAAAAAAAAAUAGUAAAAACUGCCAAUAUGCAUUCUAAAUACAGAUGCUAACAAUUGCCACUUUAUUUUUAAUACUUUCAAAUACCCUAUUCUAAUAAAAUUUGGUAUGGAUUUAGCUGACACCCUGGAUUAACACAUAGGCUACGUUUAACUGCGGGAAAAUUUCCCUUCUAAACCGGGAGUAACACCGCGGGGCAUAGCUAAAAUUAUGUUCGUUGUUCAAGCCAUCGAAUUACAAAUCUAAUUCAUUCAGUAUAUGAAGAACUAGAACCCCAAUCGCUUCAAAAACGUUCAAGAGAGCGUCUCUUGAACGUUUUCUAUAGUUAAACAUCAACUUUCACAGAUUAACAUUAAUACAUUUGUUUACUAAAUGACACGUUUUCUCGUGGCAGUAAAGGAGAUUGCUCAGCUUCCUUAAAUGUCUCUCGCUUCGCUUCGGGGUAGAAUUGAUCAAAAUACUUUCUUAGCGGAUGCCUACGUCAUAACAUCUACCUGCAUGCCAAAUUUCAGCCCGAUCCGACCAGUGGUUUAGGCUGUGCGAUGAUAAAUCACUUUGUCAGUCAGUCGCCUUUGAGUUUAAUAAUUAUAGAUUACUGUAGAAACGAAUAUUAUUGACGGACACCCCUGAGAACUUCUGUAAACCAUAUACACUGAAUGAUUUUGAGGUUAUGUUUGCAAAUAUAAUAGUUAUUAAAAUAAUAAAAAACAAAAGUUAUGUAGUUAACCAAAGAAAACUAAGAGAUUUAGGUUAUACAGCCAUGUUCAGUAGCUUCAUUAUUUUUCUUAUAUUUAUAUAAUAACCAUAUUUUAGAUUUUUAGUAUAUCAUACCUUAUAAUGUGUUUAUGGAGGUGUUAGGCGAAAAAUGUAUGGCAAUAGACUUUAUAAUGUCGCCUACCAUCUAUAAUAAUUGUCUUAGCACAUUUGCAUGUAGUGAAAAUGAUAAUGUAUUUGUGGAUAGUAAUACCACAGUGUAAUAAAAAAAAUGUUUUAUUUUAUCGAUCUUUACAAAAUCGAUUUGUUUUGAUGUUAUAUAAACAACUUUGAUCAGUCUUUGGCUGAAUGUUACUACACCCAUAGCCAUUAAAAAUUAUUUGUAUGUUUUCCAAAACGGUAAAAAUUAAAAGUCCUUUUUAAAAUGAAUAUAUUAUACAAAGGUGUCCGUUAAAAUAUAAUGAUUGUAAACAAAGUAUAAAUUACACCAAGAAUUACUGUAUAUGUCAAUAUUUUUUGUACAUUUGGGCCAAUUUGAGCAAUCUCCUUAGUUUAAAGAAUCAUGCCAUAAUCGAUACGUUAUUAUUGUCACUUGUUGUUUCACUCUAUUGUUAUAGCCAAGUAUGGAGUAGUAAUAAUUUUAUUUAUAUUUAAUUUUAUGAUCCGGAACGGAAUUCAUGAAAAUCUGUUCAUAAUUUUCAAGUGACAACAACAAAUAUUUAUGAAAUUAGCUCAAAUUUUUCCGUUUGUUGCAAUGUAUUACACUAAUAUUAUAAAGACGAAAGUUUGUGAGUGUGUCAGUUUGUGUACUUUUUCGCGUCUAAAUGGCUGGAGCGAUUUUAAUAAAAUUUGGUAUGGGGUCAUGACCCCCCCCCCCCCUGGAUCCGCCCUUGAUUAGCUGACACCCUGGAUUAACACAUAGGCUUCGUUUUACUGCGGGAAAUAAACCGCGGGUUUACAGUUACAGUAGUUAACAUGUAUAUUUAGGGUAUUUUACGAACAGAAUAAUCGUGAACUGUUUCUGUAAGAUUGUAGGCUUACAUUUAAUAAAUAAAAUGUUAUUUUA